Molecule: messenger RNA, 2794 nt
Organism: Sorex fumeus (smoky shrew)
Lineage: Eukaryota; Metazoa; Chordata; Mammalia; Eulipotyphla; Soricidae
Gene: PRKG1
Product: protein kinase cGMP-dependent 1
Exons: 18
Coding region: 1-2061 (686 amino acids)
Biological process (GO): protein phosphorylation
Molecular function (GO): cGMP-dependent protein kinase activity; ATP binding
Source: RefSeq, a predicted model, not a curated record
AUGGGCACCCUGCGGGACCUGCAGUACGCGCUCCAGGAGAAGAUCGAGGAGCUGCGGCAGAGGGACGCGCUCAUCGACGAGCUGGAGCUGGAGUUGGACCAGAAGGACGAACUGAUCCAGAAGCUGCAGAACGAGCUGGACAAGUACCGCUCGGUGAUCCGGCCGGCCACGCAGCAGGCGCAGAAGCAGAGCGCCGGCCCCUUGCAGGGCGAGCCGCGCACCAAGCGGCAGGCGAUCUCCGCCGAGCCCACGGCCUUCGACCUGCAGGACCUCAGCCACGUGACCCUGCCCUUCUACCCCAAGAGCCCACAAUCCAAGGAUCUCAUAAAGGAAGCCAUCCUUGAUAAUGACUUCAUGAAGAACUUGGAGCUGUCGCAAAUACAGGAGAUUGUGGAUUGUAUGUACCCAGUGGAGUAUGGCAAAGACAGUUGCAUCAUCAAAGAAGGAGAUGUGGGGUCACUGGUGUAUGUCAUGGAAGAUGGCAAGGUUGAAGUUACAAAGGAAGGUGUGAAGCUGUGCACCAUGGGCCCGGGCAAAGUGUUUGGGGAGUUGGCUAUUCUUUACAACUGUACUCGGACAGCGACCGUCAAGACUCUAGUAAACGUGAAACUCUGGGCCAUCGAUCGACAAUGCUUUCAGACAAUAAUGAUGAGGACAGGACUCAUCAAGCAUACCGAAUAUAUGGAAUUUUUGAAAAGUGUUCCAACAUUCCAGAGCCUUCCUGAAGAGAUCCUCAGUAAACUUGCUGACGUCCUUGAAGAGACUCACUAUGAAAAUGGGGAGUAUAUCAUCAGACAAGGUGCAAGAGGAGACACCUUCUUUAUCAUCAGCAAAGGAAAGGUGAAUGUUACCCGUGAAGACUCACCAAGUGAAGAUCCAGUCUUCCUUAGAACGUUGGGGAAAGGAGAUUGGUUUGGAGAGAAAGCUUUGCAGGGGGAAGAUGUGAGAACAGCAAAUGUAAUUGCUGCAGAAGCUGUAACCUGCCUAGUGAUCGACAGAGACUCAUUCAAGCAUUUGAUUGGAGGUUUGGAUGAUGUUUCUAAUAAGGCAUAUGAAGAUGCAGAAGCUAAAGCAAAAUAUGAAGCUGAAGCUGCUUUCUUCGCCAACUUGAAGCUGUCUGAUUUCAACAUCAUCGACACCCUUGGAGUUGGAGGUUUUGGCCGAGUAGAGCUGGUCCAGUUGAAAAGUGAAGAAUCUAAGACCUUUGCAAUGAAGAUUCUCAAGAAACGCCACAUUGUGGAUACAAGACAGCAGGAGCACAUUCGCUCGGAGAAGCAGAUCAUGCAAGGAGCUCACUCUGAUUUCAUAGUGAGACUAUACAGAACGUUUAAGGACAGCAAAUACUUGUAUAUGUUGAUGGAAGCUUGUCUAGGUGGAGAACUCUGGACCAUUCUCAGGGAUAGAGGUUCAUUUGAAGAUUCUACAACCAGAUUUUACACCGCAUGUGUGGUAGAAGCUUUUGCCUAUCUGCAUUCCAAAGGAAUCAUUUACAGGGACCUCAAACCAGAAAAUCUCAUCCUAGACCACCGAGGUUAUGCUAAAUUGGUGGAUUUUGGGUUUGCAAAGAAAAUAGGAUUUGGAAAGAAAACAUGGACUUUUUGUGGGACUCCAGAGUAUGUAGCCCCAGAGAUCAUCCUGAACAAAGGUCAUGAUAUUUCAGCUGACUAUUGGUCUUUGGGAAUUCUAAUGUAUGAACUUCUGACUGGCAGCCCACCUUUCUCAGGCCCAGAUCCUAUGAAAACCUAUAACAUUAUAUUACGAGGAAUUGACAUGAUAGAAUUUCCAAAGAAGAUAGCAAAAAAUGCUGCUAAUUUAAUUAAAAAACUAUGCAGGGACAAUCCAUCAGAAAGAUUAGGCAAUUUGAAAAAUGGAGUGAAAGACAUUCAAAAGCACAAAUGGUUUGAAGGCUUUAACUGGGAAGGCUUAAGAAAAGGCACCUUGACACCACCUAUCAUACCAAGUGUUGCAUCACCCACGGACACAAGCAAUUUUGACAGUUUCCCUGAGGAUAAUGAUGAACCACCACCUGAUGACAACUCAGGAUGGGACAUAGACUUUUAAUGUAUUUCUCUUACCUGCUUCUGCCUUGCUGAAGACAGCUUUUUCUGAGACACAGCUGCCAGCAAACCUGAAGGAAAGAGAGAAGAUUAGUGCUCGGGGUCACCAUGAUGCCUUUGAUCGAUGCUGCUCCAGUAACUACAGUGGCAUUAGAACUUAUUGCUUUGAUGACAAUAGUGUUCUUUACAUGUUUUCUGUUUGAACCUAAAAAUAGCAGUUGACAUGGUGGUCCUGAAGCAAAGCCUUUCACCAGUAAAGAGAUGUUUUCUAUUGUUGCAAUGACCUUGCUUUGCUCUGAUUAUAAUCUGAAAGACUAUAUGAAACACUUCAAUCUAGUAAAAGUCUGUACCUUGCUAGAAUUAUCAAGAAGAUUAGGAAAUAAUAUAUGAGGUACGAUUGAUUGCUAUGGUACAAAACUUGGGCUUCUCCUUUUCUCUGAGUGUCAUAUGAUCUAGAACUGAAAGCCAGUGUGAAUGAGGACACAGAGGACCACACAUCUGUUGGUCAGAGUUCAUGUCAAACCAGUGCUAGAAGUUUCCUGACUUUAUUUCCCAGCAGUGCUGAUGACGAGACUGAAUGUUACCUUUCCUUUCUGACAGACUUUACAAAUUAGUAUGAUCAAAGCACAACUACUAUGGAUUCUGUCGAGAACGUCCAUAGCAGGUUUAUAUGCGUUUUAGCAGAGGAUUGACAAAACCAACACGCAUGACAUUUGUUUGGGGUUUUUUGUGUGUUU